UCGUGCAUAAUUUUCAUUCCAUCUCUAAGAAAGUAUAAUGAUAAUAACAAAUUCUUUGAAAAAGAAAACAUCAGCGCGUACCAAACACUAAUUGACUUCUUCGACGAAAUUGAUGUAAAACUAUAAACAGUACUCGAACAUUUUCUAUUCUUUGACUUGGCAAUUUCCACCUUUAAAGGGACGGGCAAUUAAUCCCACGCUACUCACGGAUAGCAUGAUAUUGAUUAAAGUAAACAAUUAAUUAAUUACGCUGUCACACGGUAAAUUAACAUGGGUAAAACAUCAAAAGAUAAACGGGAUAUUUAUUACCGUCAAGCAAAGGAAGAGGGCUGGCGUGCACGAAGUGCUUUUAAACUGUUGCACAUUCAUGACGCCUAUGGAAUACUAAAUGGUGUGCGUCGCGCUGUCGAUUUGUGUGCAGCUCCUGGAAGCUGGUCGCAGGUACUAUCUCGCAAGCUGUACGAUACGUGCCAAAACGAUGCAGAAAAGUCGGCAACCAAAAUCAUUGCAGUGGAUUUACAGGCCAUGGCACCUAUACGAGGAGUUCUCCAAUUGCAAGGGGACAUUACAAAAGAGAGCACAGCCGAAGCUAUAAUAAGUCAUUUUAGUGCUGAUGGCCAAGAAAAGGCGCAGCUCGUCGUUUGUGACGGCGCUCCGGACGUAACAGGUGUGCAUGAAAUGGACGAGUACAUGCAACACCAACUUCUGGUAUCUGCACUAAGUAUCGCCACUGUGGUACUUGAAACCGGGGGGUCAUUCGUGGCUAAAAUAUUUCAAGGAAAUGCCACCGGUCUUCUUAGCACACAGAUGAAAAUAUUUUUUAAUAAGUUUGAUAUCUACAAGCCUCCAAGUUCGCGUUCAUCGAGCAUUGAAUCGUUUGUGGUUUGUUCUGAUUUCUGUUUGCCUCCUGGCUAUAUUCCACAAGUCAUUAACACGGCACGAGAUGAUAUACGCGUGCUUGCACAAAAAACAGGGUCCGAUGUGAACCGGCACCUUGUGCCAUUUAUCGCUUGUGGUGACUUAGAUGGUCAUAAUAACCACUCUGAGGACGAGUCGGAUGCUUCGGGCGAACUUCAGGACGAUAUUAAAUAUGACUAUGACGGUAUAAUGAGCGACGAAAUUUACCCACAGGAAUUUAAGGGAUCAUAUGAAGAACUGAAAAUCAAUCAUACGUCUUGUCAAUAAAUAUAAGGUCUCGGAAUUGAUCUUGUUACUUCAAGUCUCAAAAUUAUAUAUGUUGUAUGUAUUGGGUGUCAUUAUAUCAUCCAUUAAUUGUAUUGACCAACUAUGAUAAGCUCAGCUUCUAAUAAGUGCUUCAGACACCAGUUGUGAUCUCUUAAAAAAAUGUUCUGCUAUACGCUAUGAGAAUCAA
Molecule: messenger RNA, 1372 nt
Organism: Drosophila pseudoobscura
Lineage: Eukaryota; Metazoa; Arthropoda; Insecta; Diptera; Drosophilidae
Gene: Trm7-32
Product: tRNA methyltransferase 7-32
Exons: 4
Coding region: 271-1185 (304 amino acids)
Biological process (GO): cytoplasmic translation; tRNA methylation
Cellular component (GO): cytoplasm
Molecular function (GO): tRNA methyltransferase activity
Source: RefSeq, a predicted model, not a curated record